AUGGCGGACCUCCACGUUAUAACCUCUUUUGAGAAUGAAACAGACCAGCCUCCGGGCACGUUCAAAUUGAUCCGAGAGGACGGGGCAGAUGAGCAAGGGCAGCACAUUAUUGUUCUCGAUCCGAUUCCCUCAUCCGACCCAAAUGAGCCUCUAAACUGGAGCACCACACGCAAAGCAGCCAAUUUCACGAUUGUUUUGGCCAUGACUAUAAUCAUCUUCACGGCGAUCAAUAUCCAACCCAUUUUUUGGCAGGAGAUGACUGUUGACAUGGAAGUCACCUACAAUGAAUUGAACAACGCGGUAUCGGUAAAUUUCGCUGGACUCGCAACUGGCUGCAUCAUCUUCAUUCCCUUUGCGAAAAAAGUAUGGCCGACGACCAGUUUAUAUCGUAUCAACGGCACUGAUGUUGGCGACGGCGUUUCGGGCAUCCAAAAUGACCAGCUUGACAGAGCUGGCUUGGCUGGUGCAACCAAUGAGUCGAUAGCUGGGCUAACCGUUGCCGACUUGUUCUUUGUGCAUCACCGGGGAAGCAUGAAUGGUCUAUACCUGACAUGUGUCAUGAUCGGUAGCUUCUUGGUUCCCAUGGCUGCAGGGGAGCAAGCCACACAGUACGGCUGGCGCUCGUCCUAUCAGACUAUGGGAAUUUUCAAUGCCAUCCUUUUGAUUGUCUUCCUCUUCCUGUAUGAGGAAACGAAAUACGUCCCUGCGUUUAUUGGGCAAGUCGGCGCUACCCUUGAAGAAGACGACCCAGCGAUCGAAAUUAGAGAAGAUGCCAAUGGUCUCUUUCUCAUUGAACCGGCUCGUUUCAACCGUGCGCUGGACAUCACCAUACUGCGGAACUCAUGGCGCAAGCGGCUUGCCCUGGUAACGCCAACAUCAGAACCAAUCUGGCCGCAUUUCCACCGCCCAUUCCGCGUUCUCAUCUUUCCGGCCGUGGCAUUUGCCGCGUUUCAGUACGCAGCUGGAGUAGGCUGGCUGACAGCGACCUCCUCCGUCUUGUCGCGCGUGUUCCCGGGGCCACCAUACAACUUCUCACCUGCACAAAUGGGAUACACCAACGCUGGUCCCCUGAUUGGGAACACCCUCGGUGUAGUGUACGGUGGGCUCCUCGGUGAUCGGUCCAUUUUGUACUACGCAAAACGGAACAGGGGCUAUUACGAGCCCGAAAUGCGGUUGUACAUCUUACAUCUUCCGGCCAUCUUCAUGGCAGGUGGCCUUAUUAUGUUCGGUGCAACGAUUUCUAGGGGAAUGCACUGGAUCUGGCCUAACGUUGCAGGCGCCUUCUUCGGGUUUGGCCUCGGCAGUAUUAGUGACACUGCAUUGGUGCUAGUCAUGGACAGUUACAGAGAGAUCACCGGUGACGCUUUCACUGUUGUGGCGUUCAUGCGCAACACAGUCAGUAUCGCAAUUCCAUUCGCGACCACCCCAUGGAUCCAGCACAAUGGUAUCCAAAAUAUGUUUAUAGCGUGCGGAAUUAUGAGUCUAGCUAUUAAUGCCAUGACCAUCCCAAUGGUCAUUUGGGGAAAGUCUGCUCGGCGCGCAUUGACAAAUCGGUAUCUUGAUAUCGUGAAGCGUGGUCAUGUUAUUUGA
This is a messenger RNA of Penicillium crustosum, 1590 nucleotides long. Its product is annotated as putative MFS transporter. NCBI's taxonomy places the organism in Eukaryota, Fungi, Ascomycota, Eurotiomycetes, Eurotiales, Aspergillaceae. Gene Ontology annotation, biological process: transmembrane transport. Gene Ontology annotation, molecular function: transmembrane transporter activity. The transcript has 10 exons. The coding region runs from base 1 to 1590 and encodes 529 amino acids. The record is from RefSeq and is a predicted model, not a curated record.